Molecule: messenger RNA, 3169 nt
Organism: Saimiri boliviensis boliviensis (Bolivian squirrel monkey)
Lineage: Eukaryota; Metazoa; Chordata; Mammalia; Primates; Cebidae
Source: RefSeq, a predicted model, not a curated record
CGCGCCGGUGGGAGUCGGGAGACGGGAGACCGUGGCUGGAGUCCAAACACCGCUCUAUCUGGAGGUUCCCAGCUUGGGCCCCUCAUCUCUGAAACCCAGGCGAAGGAAGGCGAGACAUCGCGGGAGUCCUUUCAGCCUGGCCACGACUUACGGUCUUCAGAGCUAAUGUUCAUUGGUCCCACAAAGGGAUCCCACGUCGCACCCAGGACAUUGAAGCCGUGAGGCAGGGAGCCGGAGGUCGUCUGGAUUCUUCUGCACUAGUCGGUUUUCGAACUAGAGGGGGUUUAGGGAUCACCAGUCCGAGUCCUACUCUUUACAGAUUGAGGAAACCGCUCCCGAGAGGGACCGGAAUGGGUCCAAGGCCUAUUGCCCCCCAGGCUCUAUGCGGGGGUUCGGCAAAUUUAGUGAGGAAAAGGAGAAAGUGAUUGAAGAUGGAACCAUAUAUGGAGAUUCUGCUGCCCUCUGACUUCCAGCCAUUACGAUCACCACCCACUACCAUUUCCUGAACACCUCCUCUGUGCUGGGCUCUGCCUUGGACAGUGUGGGGGGAUUCAGAAGAGAUAAAAUCACAAUCCUUGCCUUAAUUUGGGAACUGAAACCCACUCAAAUGGAGCGGCGUAAGAAUAGUGACAAGCAGUAUUUCACUAGAAUGUGUACUAGGAAAAAAGUUCACGCAUUUGUCCGUGUCAAACCGACUGAUGUCUUUGCUCAUGAAAUGAUCAGAUAUGGAGAUGACAAUAAAACCAUUGACAUUCACUUAAAAAAGGACAUUCGGAGAGGAGUUGUCAAUAACCAACAGACAGACUGGUCAUUCAAGUUGGAUGGAGUUCUUCACGAUGCCUCCCAGGACUUGGUUUAUGAGACAGUUGCAAAGGAUGUGGUUUCUCAGGCCCUCGAUGGCUAUAAUGGUUUUUAGGAUGAUCGAAGAACGCCCCACACAUGCCAUCACUGUGCGUGUUUCCUACUUGGAAAUCUAUAAUGAGAACCUGUUUGAUCUGCUGUCUACUCUGCCGUACGUUGGACCCUCAGUCACACCAAUGACCAUCGUGGAAAACCCUCAAGGGGUCUUCAUUAAGGGCUUGUCAGUCCAUCUCACAAGUCAGGAGGAGGAUGCAUUCAGCCUCCUUUUUGAGGGUGAGACCAACAGGAUUAUAGCCUCCCACACUAUGAACAAGAACUCUUCCAGAUCUCACUGCAUUUUCACCAUCUACUUGGAGGCCCAUUCCCGGACCUUAUCAGAGGAAAAGUAUAUCACUUCCAAAAUUAACUUGGUGGAUCUGGCAGGCUCAGAGAGGCUGGGGAAGUCUGGGUCUGAGGGCCGAGUCCUGAAGGAAGCCACCUACAUCAACAAAUCGCUGUCGUUCCUGGAGCAGGCCAUCAUUGCCCUCGGGGACCAGAAGCGGGACCAUAUCCCCUUUCGGCAGUGCAAGCUCACUCAUUCUCUGAAGGACUCAUUAGGGGGAAACUGCAAUAUGGUCCUCGUGACAAACAUCUAUGGAGAAGCUGCCCAGUUGGAGGAAACGCUGUCUUCACUGAGAUUUGCCAGCAGGAUGAAGCUAGUCACCACUGAGCCUGCCAUCAAUGAAAAGUAUGAUGCUGAGAGAAUGGUCAAGAACCUGGAGAAGGAACUAGCACUGCUCAAGCAGGAACUGGCCAUCCAUGACAGCCUGACCAACCGCACCUUUGUGACCUAUGACCCAAUGGAUGAAAUCCAGAUUGCUGAGAUCAACUCUCAGGUGCGGAGGUACCUGGAGGGGACGCUGGAUGAGAUCGACAUAAUCAACCUUAGACAGAUCAAGGAGGUGUUCAACCAGUUCCGCGUGGUUCUGAGCCAACAGGAACAGGAAGUGGAGUCCACUCUGCGCAGGAAGUACACCCUUAUUGACAAGAAUGACUUUGCAGCCAUUUCUGCUGUCCAGAAGGCAGGGCUUGUGGAUGUUGAUGGCCACCUAGUGGGUGAGCCUGAAGGACAAAGCUUUGGACUCGGAGUCGCCCCUUUCUCUACCAAAUCCGGAAAGAAAGCCAAGUCCAAGAAGACAUCCAAAGAGCCGCUCAGCUCCUCAGCAAAAAAGGAAGGUGCCAGCAGCCCUGUGAGUGCCAAGGACUUGGAUAUGGUUUCCACCUCCAAGACCCAGUUGGUCCCAUCCUCCAAGGAUGGGGAUGUCAAAGACAUGCUUUUGCGGGACCGGGAAACCUCCAGCAUUGAGCCCCCUCCCUCGGACUCCCCCAAGGAGGAAUUACGCCCAAUUAGGCCCGACACCCCACCCUCCAAACCAGUGGCCUUUGAGGAGUUUAAGAAUGAGCGAGGUAGUGAGAUCAACCGCAUUUUCAAAGAAAACAAAUCCAUCUUGAACGAACGGAGGAAAAGGGCCAGCGAGACCACACAGCGCAUCAAUGCCAUCAAGCAGGAGAUUGAUGUGACCAAGGAGGCCCUGAAUUUCCAGAAGUCACUACGGGAGAAGCAAGGCGAGUAUGAAAACAAAGGGCUGAUGAUCAUCGAUGAGGAGGAAUUCCUGCUGAUCCUGAAGCUCAAAGACCUCAAGAAGCAGUACCGCAGCGAGUACCAGGACCUGCGUGACCUCAGGGCUGAGAUUCAGUACUGCCAGCACCUAGUGGAUCAGUGUCGCCACCGCCUGCUUAUGGAAUUUGACAUCUGGUACAAUGAGUCCUUUGUCAUCCCUGAGGACAUACAGAUGGCACUGAAGCCAGGCGGCAGCAUCCGGCCAGGCAUGGUCCCUAUGAACAGGAUUGUGUCUCUGGGAGAAGAUGACCAGGACAAAUUCAGCCAGCUGCAGCAGAGGGUGCUUCCUGAGGGCCCUGAUUCCAUCUCCUUCUACAACGCCAAAGUCAAGACAGAGCAGAAGCAUAAUUACUUGAAAACCAUGAUGGGCCUCCAGCAGGCACAUAGAAAAUAGAGCCUCAUCACCAGUACCUUAAAGGACAAGACCAGCAACCCCAGCCCGCUGUAGUGGAGCUGCUCAAACACCUGCCCACAGCUGCAGCCCCUCUACUCCAAGGCUGGGACUCAGCACAGAGAACAGACAUGGCCUGCCUGCUGGGAGAAGCAUCCUCCAAGGACACCCUUGCUCAUCUCCACAGAGCACUUUUGGUUUUAAUUCACUGUCUUACAUGUAGGGACAGGAUAAAAUAACUUUCUAGUUUGGACUUU